Messenger RNA from Gigantopelta aegis, 1487 nucleotides. Its product is annotated as glycine receptor subunit alpha-2-like. Gene Ontology annotation, cellular component: membrane; synapse; neuron projection. Gene Ontology annotation, biological process: regulation of membrane potential; nervous system process; chloride transmembrane transport. NCBI's taxonomy places the organism in Eukaryota, Metazoa, Mollusca, Gastropoda, Neomphalida, Peltospiridae. The record is from RefSeq and is a predicted model, not a curated record. The transcript is spliced from 7 exons. Bases 1 to 1374 code for a protein of 457 amino acids. Gene Ontology annotation, molecular function: transmembrane signaling receptor activity; extracellular ligand-gated monoatomic ion channel activity; neurotransmitter receptor activity.
AUGCGACUGAAUAUCCAUACAGCUAGUGGUAAACACCACGCCGUCAUUAAUAAUGAACUCACCCCAAGGAAAUGGAAUACUAAAGAGGCUAAACACUAUAGUGAAAAUAUAAACAAAGAAACAGUCAACGACAUAAACGUAAUAUUAAAUGAACUGUGUGAACACUUCUCGAAAGAAAAGCUGAAUGGUGCAGUGGAGCGUAUUGGGACCCUAUUUGUUGACACCGCAGCCGACACUUUCGGUUACACGCAAGCCCGCGUCAGAGCCAGACACAAGCGUGAAAAUACCCAUGACCCAUGCGAAGUCUCUGUGAAGCUCUUCAUCAACAGUUUUGACUCAGUGAGCGAAACACAAAUGGAGUUCACAACAAACAUCAUCAUUGACCAAAGAUGGCGGGAUCGUCGUCUGCAAUUUUUGCGACUGAUAGACGCGCAAUAUUUGGAGUUGGACACGAAGCUGAUGGACCGAGUGUGGGUACCUGAUCUAUUUAUAGUCAACGAGAAGCGGUCUUCGUUUCACGACGUAACUGUUCCCAACAAAAUGAUGCAUAUCUACACCAAUGGCAGUAUCGUUUACAAAGUACGGGUCUCCAUCACUGCAUCGUGCUACAUGGAUUUACGGAAAUACCCGAUGGAUAAACAGGUCUGCUCCCUUCAUAUUCAAAGCUUUGCCUAUACGAUGUACAACGUUGUGUUCAAGUGGGGUGCUAGUCCAGUACAGCAUAACCACAAUAACAAAUUACCGCAGUUUGAACUCGUCAAAAUUGAACUACCCGAAUGUACACAAAUAAGCGAUGGUAAUUUUACGUGCCUGUCCGUGAACUUUGUUCUUGAACGCAGCAUCGGUUUUUAUCUCCUGUACAUGUACGUGCCUAGCGGUCUGAUUGUGACCAUCUCGUGGGUGUCUCACUGGCUUAAUCAGGACGCCGUCCCCGCGAGGACGUCCCUCGGGAUCCUCACUGUCCUCACCAUGACAACGCAGAGCUCAUCAACCACGGUAUCGCUGCCGAAAGUCAGCUACAUCAAGGCCAUCGACGUCUGGAUGGCUACGUGCAUGACGUUUGUUGUCGCGGCGUUCCUGGAAUACGCCUUCGUCAAUGUGAUACUGAGGAAAGAAGUCAAAAAGGAAACGGCCAACAAAUUGGUGGCUGUGAUCCGCAACAAGCGCGCCAAUAACUAUGACGGGUUUGGAGCAACUUGUAAAAUAGUAGAAACAAAGUGUCCAAAAUGUCACUACAAGCCUUCAUCAAGCGAUUAUGUGGAAGACCCUGUGGGCAAACAUCGAGCGUGGUACAUCGACAAAAUCUCCAGAAUUGUUUUCCCAUUGUCGUUCUUGUUUUUCAAUAUUAUUUAUUGGUUAUAUUACUGUUUGUAGUGUCGACAGUUAUAUCGUUAAUCGUGUAUUAUAUUAUUAGGCACAGGCAUCCAUCGGAUUUCGAAGUGCCCCAAAAGUACAAUGUUUAAUGGACGAAUACAAUUCAGCGAAUU